Molecule: messenger RNA, 2913 nt
Organism: Kwoniella shivajii
Lineage: Eukaryota; Fungi; Basidiomycota; Tremellomycetes; Tremellales; Cryptococcaceae
Exons: 8
Coding region: 1-2913 (970 amino acids)
Cellular component (GO): recycling endosome
Molecular function (GO): guanyl-nucleotide exchange factor activity
Source: RefSeq, a predicted model, not a curated record
AUGAGCUCCGCACCGCUCAAUGAUGAUGAUAGUGGUGAUAUAUCAUUAUCAUCUUCUCACAUCCCCACGACAACAUCUACGGGAUAUCAUCAUUCGAGAUCAAAUAGCUCAGUGGGGACGGGCCUGACAUCAGGAUCAGGAUUACUACCUGAACAACAAUCACGCAGACCACAUUCAAGGGAAAGAGACGUAUCUGCACCUGUAAAUGUAUCAGCAAAGUUAUUUGGCAAAUCAUUAUUUACAAGAUCACCUCAAGCUGAUCUGACAACUAGCUCGUCUCGAGAUGAUUCUGCUUCAGGUGGGGCAAGAGCUGGACUUGCAGCUUUACGAGAGGAAAUCAGCAGCGUAAGUCUAAAUGACGAUGAAUCGAUACCGACAGCGAAAUAUCCUUCUCAACAUCAAUAUCAAUCACAAUCAAGUAAAUCAAACUCGAUACCCGGUGCGUCAUCAGCGACUAUAUCAAAUACAAAAGACGAAUUGGAUGGGAAAUCAAGACCACCUUCUUUAGGUACAAGAAGGAUAUCAUCAAAUUUAGGUAGAUCAAAAUCAUUAAAUGUUAAAUUACCUCCUUCGUUAUCCUUACAUACAGAUAUAAAAAGAUCUGCUUCGCCAAUGACAUCGACAUCUACUUCAACGACUUCAACUCCUUUUUACAAAAAUACAAAUACGAACACGAAUACGAAUUCGGUAACGAAUACACCUAGUUCUAAAUUAGGUUGGUCGAGAAGACCAGGUGAGCCCAGACCACCUCCAUUGGUGAAUGAAGGCACAUGUAAAAAAAUGAAUAGAUGGGUCAAAGAAGUCGUCGUUUGUAAUUUCGAUUUGGAAAGAGGUCCUGUGGUUGAGCGGAGAGCUGGUGAUAGGAGGUGGGGUCAAGGUGAGAAAGAGAAUGUCGCCUUCUCUUCGUUCCCGGAUACAUCACUAUUCUCAGAAGGGUCAAUACUAUUCUCAUUCAAAAUAAGACACAUACCACCUGAUCCAUCAACUUUACAUCACCCUGAACCACCUUCACCUAUGCCUGAUAGAGUUGUUAAAGCUGUUGAAGAAGAAAUGAAAGAUGUGAAAAUCGGUGAUCCACCUGGAGAAGCUGAAGUUUUACCUGGAGGUGGAAACGGAUCAGGUUCAGGUUCAGGUUCAGGUUCAGUGAAACAAGGUGAUAAAGCCGAAGAAUACAGGAAAUGGGAUGAAAGAGGUAGGGAAUGGUUAUAUGGCUUUGUAUGGUUUGAACAGAGAAGAGAUAAAGGUAUAACUAGAGGUUAUAUGCAAAAAUCCCUAGUCAUCCUCACCCACCUACCUUUUCCUGCACUCUUCUCUGCUGUCUUACAAAAAAUAGCUCCUGUGUUCUUCGAACAUGGUUAUUCUGCUUUAGAAGCAGCUUGUCACUCGAUUGCCUCAUGGCCCGAUCCAACCCCCGAUUCCAUCCUGGAACUUCCAAUGAUGACAGAUCUUCUCACUGUCAAACUACCUGAUACAACUGAAUCGCCUCAGAUCGGUAAAGCUUUUGGUGUUACUUCUCCCACUUUACAACAACCUAUCCUCGCCGCGUUACCAACCUCAACACCUCUACGCGCUUUUGCUUCUUUCUUACCUUCAUUAUGGUCACUAUGGGAAUGCUUAAUCCUGGCUGAGCCUGUCCUAAUUAUCGCUCCGGAUCCGAAAACCUGUUCAGAAAUAGUGUGGUGGCUACGCGAUCUCCUAAGACCUAUCCCCCCAGCAGGUGAUUUCCGACCUUAUCUGCAUAUUCACGAUCACGAUUUCUCCUUAUUGGUCAACUCGAAUAAACCUCAAGCUGGAGUGAUAGUAGGUGUGACCAACCCAUUCUUCAGGAAUGCAGCUAGUCAUUGGCCAAAUGUUAUUUCCAUCCCAUCUCAAAGGAUAAGAAGGGUAGUUCAGAAUGGAACGAGCCCUGCUAUCACCGCUACUUCGAGUCCGGGACUGAGAGAUCAGCCUGAAGGUUUCCUGAGUAGACGACAUAGGAGUAUACAAAAGGAUAGAAUCUUACUUAAACGUCUGGAAACCCUAGUAGCCGAAGGUAAACUAGAUGAUCCAGAGGGGAACGAAGCACUGAAGACACAUUUUCAACAACUGACUGAACGUUUCCUGGUUCCGUUGAAUCGAUAUUUCCAAACUCUUGUUCCAACUUUAUCGACGCCAUCGCCCUCAGUCUCGCCAUCCACCUUACCUGCAUCAACAUCAACAUCAACGUCGACAUCGAUAUCGGCCGCCUCGACCAGUCAUACAGCAGGAGCUAUAAGGCCAUUCUCAUUACCUAAUUUCCUCUCACAUCUGCGUAAUCAUGGACCCAACCCCUUACUUUUCAAGACAAAAGGACUAAGCAUGAAAUCAAGAGUGGAAAAUGACUUUUACGCUUCUUUCUGCAUGUCAUCAACUUUCGCAAGAUGGUUAGAAGCAAGAGUGGAUUCACUUGGUUUAGCAAUACAUAUACACAACAAUAAUUCAACUUCAGGUCCCAAUUCGACUUUACAUGUUCCACCUAAUGGAAUAAGAACACCAACGAAAAAUGUCAAUCUCACACAAUCACAAAUGCAAGCGCAAUCGCGAAUGCAGACACAAAAUGGCAAUACCAGACCUGGACUACCAAGAUCAGUUUCAGCUUCAGUCGGUUUAGGUAUAUUGGGUAAUAUCAUACCUGAUCCUUCCGCUCAAGGUAGGGUUUCACUGAAUGAUAGGAAUACAGAAAGUGAAAGUGAAACCCCAAGUGAAUUGGAUAUGGAUGUGGACUCAGAGAGGAAUAGUGUGGAUAGUGUUGGUAUCAUGAGAGAACAAAGAGAAAGAGAAGGAAGUGGGAUGACGAUAGUCCCCGUCUCAGGACCGAAUGGGAGUUGGUACGAUGGUAGAAGAGCAAGUGAAGGGAUGGUAAAAUUCAAUGCGAAUGGUUCGAUAGGAAAAUAG